This is a messenger RNA of Seriola aureovittata, 4900 nucleotides long. RefSeq lists its product as uncharacterized. The record is from RefSeq and is a predicted model, not a curated record. The coding region runs from base 1003 to 2601 and encodes 532 amino acids. Gene Ontology annotation, molecular function: DNA-binding transcription factor activity, RNA polymerase II-specific; RNA polymerase II cis-regulatory region sequence-specific DNA binding. Gene Ontology annotation, cellular component: nucleus. The transcript has 3 exons. Gene Ontology annotation, biological process: central nervous system development; regulation of transcription by RNA polymerase II. NCBI's taxonomy places the organism in Eukaryota, Metazoa, Chordata, Actinopteri, Carangiformes, Carangidae.
CAUUUUUCAAACAAAGAAAGAAAAAACAUAAGACUCUCGUUUCAGCCAGUUAGCUUUUCAUGUUUAUAUUACGUAUAUGUAGAUGUUAUUUGUAAACUGACUGUUUUGUUGUUGUUGUUGUUUAUGGUGUUUAUUCCCAUGCAGUUGGUUGAUAGUAAAGAUUAGUGGAAGAGUUUGUACAGAUCUCAGGUGUGAGCAGAGUCAAGACCUAAACUUUGUUUUUCAAAACCUCGUCAUGUGAUCACACGUUCCUCAUAAUUUAUUAAACAGUGACAGUAAAUUUACCUAAAUAAUGAAUCAGUUUAAAAAUGUAUAUUUAAGAAAAAUCAGACCGGGUGUUAUUUUGGUGUGACAGUUAGAAAUAUCAGCUGUUUCUGAGCUGAAUGUUUCCCAUGUUGACGUCUAUAUUACUUUAAAGUGGCCAUACACUGUUUUUCUUGAACUUGUCAUUAUGAAGUAAAUGUUAAUGACACAGUGUGACGGCUGUAGAAUAAUGACAUCAGUGUUUAGGUUGGUUCCCCAUCAGCCUCACUUUCACUAAACAUUUCUUUCUGACACAAAAUUUCACAGUAAAAUGAAGGUUUGAUGUACGGCUCAAAGGAAGUGUGUCUGUUACUGCGCAACCAAAACAGGAAGAGGGUCGUGUUUUUGUUUUCCCUGGUAGAUAUCAGUUGCUUCCCCCAGGUGGUAGAGAUGGAGGAACAACUGGAGUAACAGUGGAAACGAGCCUCGUCAGAGGAGACAAAGACAUUGAAACUGAGGCUGGUCCCCGUCAGGUGUGGGUGGUGACGCUGCUGGAUUACCAGAGGAGGCUCUCAGGGACACGCCCCCUACCUCUCAGCCCCUCCUCUCUCAGGACAGGUAGCUGUCUUCAGCAGCUGAGGGGGGAGCGGAGGAAGGAGUCAGGGAGGAGGAGGAGGAGGAGGAGGAAGAAGGUGGACCUCAGCAAUACUUCAGGUGUUGAACAGAGUGAGGUGAGGAGGAUUAGCUCCGCCCCUCACCAUGACAGACUUAGAGACCGAGUGUUUGAGCCUCGGCCUGCCCCCUGAGUGCGGCUCCCCUCCCCCGCCCCUGGACCCUUCCCUGCAGGUGGACUGCGGCCCGGGGCCCGCUGCCUCGGCGCCAGCGCCCACUCUGGCUCUCCUCUCCUCUGACUGCCCGACGCCCACACUCAGCUCGCUGGCGGCAGAGAUCGCUGAGCCGCUGGUGAUGCUGCCGUGCGUGAAGAGCGAGCCGGAGGAUGGAGACCUGGAGCCCAUCAGGACCGUGGACCUGUCCGAGAUCCAGCCGCUGUCCACCGCCGAGCUAGGCCAGGACCAGAUCAAGAUGGAGAUCAGCGGUCUCGACUACAUCAAGUCAGAGCAUCAUGGUCACCAUGGCAACCACCACCUGGGCCCGUUCCACCACAGCGACGUCACAGAGCUGGAUUACAAGUCGCACUACGAGCCCAGCUCCGUGUUCGACUACAUCUCUCAGGUGACAGACACUCUGGAGUACAUCAAGUCGGACCACCACGUGGACCUGCAGUGUUACUACACCGCCGAGCUCAGCUCGCUGAAGGCCGAGUACCCCGAGUCCAACGCCAUGUCCGCCCACCUGCAGCACAACGGCCUGGAGUCCAUCCACAUGGCCGAGCUCCGCACCGAGCUCAACAAGCUCCGCCCCGACGCCCUGCUGAUGGACGGCAUGGGCAAACUGGACCCUGAGUUUGGAGGGGGGGCGCUGUACGAGUUGCAGCCCGCCGCGGAGGGGAAGACGUCGGCGGAGGCUACGGCGACCGGGCAGGCGGGAGGAGGAGGGAGUCUGGUUAUCAUGACCAAAACCCAGAGCCCGACGGUAAGGAAACCCCGUAACAUGCAGGGGGAGAAGCCUUUCUCCUGCACGCAGUGCGGGAAGAACUUCAGCACACUGGGAAACCUGAAAACACACCAACGCAUCCACACGGGCGAGCGGCCGUACACCUGCUCGCAGUGCGGCAAGAGCUUCGGCCAGGCAGGAAACCUCAAACGACACCAGCUGAUCCACACGGGCCAGAAGCCGUACGUGUGCGCUCACUGCCCCAAAGGCUUCACCAAGGCCGACGACCUGCGGUCGCACCAGCGACUGCACACCGGCGAGCGUCCCUUCAUCUGCGUCACCUGCGGGAAGAGCUUCGGCCAGUCGAAGGAGCUGAAGGCGCACCAGCUGAGCCACACGGGCGAGCGGCCGUUCUGCUGCCAGCACUGCGGCAAGAGCUUCACCAAGGAAACCAGCUACCGCAACCACGUGCAGAUCCACACGGGCGAGAAGCCCUUCACCUGCUCGCAGUGCGGGAAGACUUUCAGCAACUCUGGCGUUCUAAAAACCCACGAGAAGAUCCACACGGGCGAGCGGCCGUUCGGCUGCACGCAGUGCGGGAAGAGCUUCGGCCGCCUCGGGCACCUGAAGGCUCACCAGCAGAUCCACACCGGGGAGCGGCCGUACGCCUGCCCCCAGUGCGGGAAGACUUUCAGCCAGUCGGGUCACCUCAAAGCACACGAGCAAAUCCACAAGCGAGAGCGAGCGGACACGGCCAGCACCAGCAGCAGCAGCAGCAGCACCAUGGGCAGUGACAGUAGCUAAAGAAAGAACACACCCUUUAACCUCGGACAAACAAAGUAUUAUUCCUUUUUUAUAAAUAUCUAUAAAUCUUUUUCCUUAUGAAUUUUUUCUUACAUUUUCAUACCUUUUGUGCUCUUUUUGCAUUAUAUCUGUGGGCAGGGUGGACUCUGACUGAUUUGCUCUUAUGCAAGUGUCUGUGUGUGUGCACAUGUUACGUACUGUGUGUCUGGGUGGGUGUGACACUGAGGGGCUUGUAGAUAAUCUGUAAACUGGUCUGAACCGCAGUGAGUCUCAAGGACCAGGAAACUCACUGAAACACAAGCACAAAAACUUCAGUGACCAAGUUUGAGAACUUUGUUUUUUUUUACUGAAACUGAGCAGGACUCCGCCCACUGAUGACACCUGUUCCUCAGGUGACGUCCACACUAGAGAGACUUGAUCGGCUGCUGAUUAUCAUUAACAAUACCUGAUGGGUGGAUGUGAAUUAAUGCUCCUAGUCAUUGAUCACCUCCAAACCGAUCAGCUGUUAAUCCUCCGAGAGAAGCUCCGUGAGCUGCGUAGUGAAGCCCCGCCAAAAUAAAACGUGUGUGAGAGACUGAUGGAACGUCUGCAAUGAUGACAAACACGAUCGGUAUCAGCCGAUCACACUCAUAAAUGAUCGUAUCGGUGGCAAAACAGAUGAUGGCGGCGUCACUAGUCCACACUACUCAUCUCUUCUGCGUUUCCUCCUCCGUCCACACGACUCAGUCCUCAGGCCUUAAAACAGAGAGUUUUGGAAACUCUGUUAGCCCCGUUUUAUUUUGAAAACUCUGGGGUUGUGUUGUAGUCUGAACAGAAACUGAGACCUUUGUAAACGAUGAGGUCACAUCCACGGUCUCUCCUGAUUGGCUGUCAUCAGCCUGGACUACCAGUGGUGAAUACAACAUGAGAAUGAAUGACAGUGUCACUGACCUUGUUGUCUUUGCAGCUGUUGUUCACUUACAUUCUGUUUUAAUGCUACAACUGCAGAGGAGACAAUCUACUUCCUGUUUACACCGGAUCUCACAUGCUCAGUGCAGGUGACGGUCGUGUGUGUUAGUCGAGACGGAGUUCAUUUUCGUACAUAGCGUCAUUGUGUGGACGUAGCCUCAAGCAAGUCCAGGUUCAUGUCGUUAGCAACGUCGGCUGACAACUAACGCAGCGUCUUGAACUGUGUGUGAGAGCAUUAACAAAUAAACAAUAAAUAAACAACAAAUAAACAACAAAUAAACAAUAAUAAACAUCAGCAGGAAAGAAAAGUUUCAUACUGAGUCGUUCAGUGAGAAAAUGAAGGUUAAUGUCGCUGCGUUUUUGAUUCACGUUUCGUGGCUCAAACUUUGAUCCAGUCGGUUGCUGCGCAUCAGUAACAGUCGAUCUGAUUGGUCGAUCACUAGGAAGUCAAGCUGACGGUAAACUGAGGUGUCAGGAGACUGUGACGAGACACAAUCAAUUCUCACUAUUUUAUAAACCAAACGAUUAAUCGGUUAAUGAGCAGAUUAAUCAAUAAUGAAAAUAAUUAUUAGUUGCUCUAAUUCGUGUGUGUGUGUGUGUGUGUGUGUGUGUGUGUGUGUGUGUGUGUGUGUGUGUGUGUGUGUGUGUGUGUGUGUGUGUGUGUGUUUGAUUGUUCUGACUGAGUUGAACUUUUCACUUUAUUCAUUGUUAAAUGUUUGAUUUGAUUUUUAAAAAAUCAAAUUUUUCAUAAAACAUAAUGAAACAAAAGUGUCGCACAAAAACAGUGAAAACUUCAGUUUUCACUUUCAGGAAAUCAGGAAAGUAGCGACAGGUGAACAGGUGUGUGGUGGGCGGAGUCCUGGUUCAGGUUCCUCAGCAGUGAAAGUUCAUGUCAGUCUUUUGCCAACAGAGUUGUGAGUAUUUCUUUUUGAGUACUUGCUGCCAGUUUACUAGUGUUGUACUUCCAGGUGUGGGAACUCACUCUGUUACUGUACUGUUAAAAACCUGAUAUCAGCAUUUUGAUAUUUGUUAUUGACCAGUGUUGAUUGAUUGAUUGAUUGAUCAGGACAGACCACAGUGAUCUUUUUGUCGUUUUGAUAAUUGGCUGAUUUAGUUUUUGUAGCAGAAAAAUUAAAAUCAUUCCAACAUGAACAGGACCAAACACAUCAGCACAAAGGAUGACCCCCCCCCCCCCCCCCCCUUGUCCAGAUCGCUCACUGUGUACAAAUCUUCUAUUGAUAAUGUCAUUCCUAAAAUAAUUAAUAAAAUUAUUUAAAAAAACAGCAGCAAAAAAGACGGAGGUGAUGCAGCAUCUUGUACUGGAAAAGAAUUAUUAAAGAAACUAAUGGCA